Messenger RNA from Fusarium fujikuroi IMI 58289, 588 nucleotides. RefSeq lists its product as uncharacterized. The transcript is spliced from 2 exons. NCBI's taxonomy places the organism in Eukaryota, Fungi, Ascomycota, Sordariomycetes, Hypocreales, Nectriaceae. The record is from RefSeq and is a predicted model, not a curated record. Bases 1 to 588 code for a protein of 195 amino acids.
AUGCAUGUUGUUUCACUUAUUGUUAUGCUGCAGAGCAUCCGGCUCUGUGUAGCCAGGCCUGUAGACCUUCAAUCUUCUGUAUUGACAACAGAUGCAGAUGAAAUACUGACCCCGCAAGAUGUGGUUAGUGGAUUUAAGGAUUGGUUCAAACCCAAACCCACUGCCAAAGUCAAGAACACCAAAGACUCUAUCUGUGGCGAUGGUUCAGAGACGUGUGAUCAAUGCGCUAAUAAACCGAAUCCGCCCCUGGAUAUGGGGAAAGUAUCUGACUCUGGCAAGCUUGAUCAGAAGGUCAACGGUACCGUGUUGAAGGAUACCGAAGGGAAUGAAAAGUUCAAUGGCAAGCCGAAAGCCGGAUCAAACGAGGAAUCGAGUCACAAAUCCAAUGACACCAAGAAAUCUUUGGAAUGGCAUGACAUCAGUUGUUUCGGUCAGCACCAGUUUGGAAAACACAGAGACAUCUACCGCAUCUCACAACAGAACUACGCAGGCUUUGCUUGUCCGGAAACCGAGUCAAAGAUGAUUAAAAUGGACGACAACAGUACUUUCAUCUCUUACCAACGAUGGGUCUACGGCGCGCCUUACUAA